AAAAAUCCCUUUGCCUUUUUUUCUGCUUGACUGAAACCCAAAACGCGAACCAGGUUUGUAGAACCCGGAUGGAUCUUACCAGUGAGCCACAUUUCCUCGUUUACUGAAUUCAUGCUCAAACCCCAUGAAAGCCCGACAUAGAGGGAGUAGGUAGGCUUACAGAACGGAGGGGAGAAGAAAAAUGAUAGUGGCCCACUGGCCUCCAAUAUCUGCUACUUUAUGCCCCAAAUUUAGUGGGCAUGUUAACAAACCGCUGAAAGGUCUCCGUUCCUUCACAUUCAACUCCAGUUUCAGCUUCAAAGCUUCUUUCAGGUGUUAUUGCAUCAAAAAUGAAAACCCCAAUAAGAUUUCUUCUGAGGAGGGAUUCUCAGUCCUGGGAUCGGAUAUUCCAUGGGACAGUGGGAGCAUUUGGAGUACAAUGGCAUUCUACUUUUUCAGUUUGCACAUUCCAUUUAGCUUUGGAGGCUUGUCUGUGGUUGCUCAAAUAUUGCAUCAACCUGUUAUUGAUCCGCAGACAGAGGCAUUAUCAAUUCUCACAUUACAAACUUUAGAGCUCAUUGGGGCCCUUCUUCUUCUGAAUUAUACUGCUAAGCCAGGCUAUAGAUUUUCUGUCUUUAGAGGUGACCAGUUAUCAACAAGGAGGAAUUGGUUGUUGGCUUCAGCAAUUGGUUUUGGGUUUCUUGUUUUGUUGGUUUUUCUUACAUCACUUGUUGCUGACAUAUUAAUUGGGCCCAAGGCUGUGAAUAACCCCAUACUAAAGGAGAUCCUUUUAAGCAGCAAUGUCUCUGAAAUCGCCUGCAUCCUGGUUUACUGCAUUGUCACUCCCCUGCUGGAGGAAACUGUUUACAGAGGGUUCCUGUUGACAUCUCUUGCCUCUACAAUGAAAUGGCAGCAAGCAGUUAUCAUAACCUCGGCCAUCUUCUCUGCAGCUCACUUCUCUGGUGAGAACUCAUUACAAUUGUUCAUCAUUGGUUGUGUCCUCGGAUGCUCUUAUUGUUGGACUGGAAGCUUGAGUUCUUCAAUUGUCAUACAUUCCCUAUACAAUGCCCUGACACUAACAAUUACUCUUUUGUCCUAACAAUUAAACCUAAGCCAUUGUCAAUUUUUGUCCCAUUUUGUUUGAAAUUAUAGGAAGAAGGGAAGAGAAUGACACACAAGUUCAUGAUCCCUUUUGGGCAUCUUAUACUGGCAUUCACAUCUUAUAAAUGUUGUACAUAUUAUGAUGAAAAUGCACUUCAAAAUGCCUCAUAUGCAGAUUUGAAUGUAUAAUGAUCAUCUUUGCUUGGAUUCCAUAACCCAGGUGAGGGUAGGCCAGAGGUACACAAUUAUUGAUGCUCUUUGAUGUCAUAUAUUGCUUUACAACACAUUCAUCUUGUCAUUCUCUCCCACAAUGCAUGCACCAUUUACAAUACCUAACAAAUUCAAAUUACCAUGUCCUCCUUUUUCCCCUUGUCUAUUGUGUUUAUAUCCUGUAAAUGUGAUAUUCUAAUUUCAAAUCAUCCAAUUUGAAUGACCCAAAUUUUUAGAAGUAUGAAUGCAGAAAUAUAAUUGAACGCUUACACAUCAUAGAACAGCCUGUAAAAUUUUUGAAAUGCAUGUGCCUUCAAAAUGACACAAAUAUUCAAACAGGAGGAAUCAUCAAUCAAGUUCCAUAGAAUGAGGGAAGUGGGGCACCCCAUGAAGCUUCCAUAUGACAUGGGGCCAUGCCCAUUUUAAGGAGAGGCACCAUAAUGUUGAGUAGAAGAUGAAAAUCAUGAAAUAAGGUCCAUGUAAUCAUUCCCCUCUCCCCCAAGUCUCUUUCUGUGCCUUUUGUCUUCCUCCCUGGCGCCGAACCGAUCAUCUCAUUGUCUGUCACCCACCCACACACAAUAAUGCCUCUAAUUCUUCCAGAGAGGCCAAUAGCCCCACCCCCUCUUCUAAUACCACCCUUAAGACAAAGUAUCCUACUUGGAUCAACACCCACAUUUAGCUGUGUUCCAUGUACCAUUUCCCUUCUUUUUUUUCUUUGAAAUUCAAACUUGAAAAGGUACUUCUCUAAUCUUAUAUAGUAUUUUAUUAGACCGUUUGAUUGAAAUUGUGGCAUCGAGAGACUCACAUAUGGUAUACUCCAGCUAGUGAGUCACUUUAUAUAACACUUUAGUGAUCCCCACACAUGUGUUUCAAAGAAGAAUAAAGAAAGCAUGAUUCAAGUUUAAGCUAUUUUGGCGCCUCUCUCUCUCUCUCUCUCUCCCUCUAUAUAUAUAUAUUUGAUAAUUUUGUUGUUUUUCAAAAUGUAGAUAAGGAAUAAAGACCCAAAAGAUGAUUUUUUGGAAAUUAUCAAUUAUAUAUACAUAUUGAAAUACAUUAGAACAAAUAUUAAAAUAAUAAUAAUAAAUAAUAAUAAUAAUAAUUAUUAUUAUUAUUAUUAUAGAGACCUUGGAAUUAGUAAUUUUUUCUCCUUGUAUGAUAUGAUAAUUUGAGUUGGAAACAAACAAGGCCACAUGUUCCCACAUGGGGCCAUAUCAUAGCCACUCAGGCCUGAUGCUUAUCCCGCAAUCAACGUGACCACAUAACCAAUCAUCAACGGCCACGUCUCCACUGCACCCACGAGGGUCACCCUUUUUAAGCCUACCCCCCUCGUCUCCUUAGCUGUGAAGUUGUUGCAGCUUGGUAUUAAUUAGAAAGAGCCCCGACCCCUAGAGAGUUAUUGGGGAGAAAGAAGAAGAGGAAGAAGAUGGCAGAGUUUGAGAAGCAGCUGAAGGAAAGAGCGAGGGAGCUCAAGACUUUCUUCAAGAAGGGCGUGAAGAUAGUGGGAGAUUCAUGCAAGAAGGGGUGGUACAAAGUCAGACACAUGAGAGGCUAGUUCAUCGUCAUGCUCCAAAUCAAAAACCCUAGUUUUCCUUCUUUCUUUCUUUCAAUGUAAAAAUCUUAAGUCUCGUCUCUCAUUUUUCUUUUUUCGUUUUUUUUUUUUCUUUUUUGUUUUCUUUUGGAAGCGUUUGUUGGUUUAGGGUUUGGUUCUUAAUUUGUUGUGGUUUUGUCUGCAUGAGAACGUUGAUCUCUUGAUUUCUAUUAUUUGUAUUCGAUUGUUUUUAUCUCGAAUUUUGAAGUUGAUUUUUCCUCUU
Molecule: messenger RNA, 3101 nt
Organism: Vitis vinifera (wine grape)
Lineage: Eukaryota; Viridiplantae; Streptophyta; Magnoliopsida; Vitales; Vitaceae
Exons: 4
Coding region: 182-1078 (298 amino acids)
Biological process (GO): CAAX-box protein processing
Cellular component (GO): membrane
Molecular function (GO): metalloendopeptidase activity
Source: RefSeq, a predicted model, not a curated record